Molecule: messenger RNA, 369 nt
Organism: Cydia amplana
Lineage: Eukaryota; Metazoa; Arthropoda; Insecta; Lepidoptera; Tortricidae
Product: synaptosomal-associated protein 25-like
Exons: 3
Coding region: 9-341 (110 amino acids)
Biological process (GO): exocytosis; synaptic vesicle priming; synaptic vesicle fusion to presynaptic active zone membrane
Cellular component (GO): SNARE complex; plasma membrane
Molecular function (GO): syntaxin binding; SNAP receptor activity
Source: RefSeq, a predicted model, not a curated record
CCCCUAAAAUGAAAUCGGACGACAGUGUUUGGAGCGGCAAGAACGACGGCAAGGUGGUGAGCACCCAACCGCCGCGAGUGAUGACCGACGAGCGAAAUGGUUGUGGGCCUAUGACCGGUUACAUUGGCAGGAUAACAAACGACGCAAUGGAAGACGAGAUGGAGGAGUGUAUGGUGCAAGUGAACACGAACAUCGGCAAUCUGCGGAACAUGGCUCUGGACAUCAGCUCUGAGCUCGAUAACCAGAACAACCAACUUAAGCGAAUGGAGAAUAAGGCUGAUUCGAAUGUGGAGGAGUUGAAGAUAGCCAACGAGAGAGCGCACAAACUAAUGAAGAAUUAAGCACUGCCUACAUAUAUGCAUCUAUUGA